GGCACAUCUCCUCACAUCGCUACUAACUACACUUUAUUCAUCCUCCGUGUCAGGAUAAACUCCACUCGUCUCACUCAAUUUUGGAGAUUAUUAGGCCCGCUUAGCUUGCUGUUGUUUUAGCGCGCUAGUUAGCUUAGCAUGCUAGUUAGCUUAGCCUGCUUGUUAGCUGCUAACAAAGAGACGCGGAUUUGAUCAAAACAUCGCUUAGUUAAGAUCAAGUGUGAGUGUAAAGUGUUGUGAUUGUGUGAAAAUUUGCGAAAGAACGAUAGCAGAGAACGAGGAGGAACUUUGUCCAACAAAAGAGGAGAAGGAGCGACAACAUCAACUAUUGGAGGCUGUUUUCAAGAAACAUCAAGUUGUGUUACACAGAACAGACGUCUGUGAAGAACAUCUUCAGCCUGAGCAACAGAAGUGGAGCUUCAGGAUGCGGACGGAGGAGCCACAUUCCACCCACUUUAAGAAGGAAGAGGAAUACCCACUGAUCCCCCAUUUUAAAGAGGAAGAGGAGGACCCACUGACACCCCAUUUUAAAGAGGAAGCGGUGGAUCCACUGAGAACUCACAUUAAGGAGGAAGAGGUGGAUCCACAGACACCCCAUCUUAAAGAGGAAGAAGAGAACCCACUGACCCCCCAUUUUAAAGAGGAAGAGGAGGACCCACUGACACCCCAUUUGAAAGAGAAAGCGGUGGAUCCACUGAGCCCUCACAUUAAAGAGGAAGAGGAGGAACACGGCAUCAGUCAGGAGGGAGAGCAUCCUGAAUGGUUGGAGGAGUUCCCAGUGACUGGUGUCCCUGUGAAGAGUGAAGAUGAUGAGGUCAAAGGUGAAAGUGAGGAGGAGAGAGAGGCGGAGCCUCCAAGCAGCAGCUCAACUCAACACAUGACAACAGAAGCUGAUGGAGACCACUGUGGAGGAUCACAAGCAGACAAGCUCUUAGCUCCACUAUCAGAUAGUGAGGACACAACGUCACACUCUCCUGACACUGAUGAUGAAGACUCUAAAGAUGAUAAGACAUGUCACACUGACAACACACACUUCACAUGUUCUCACUGUGACAAAAAUUUUAAAUCUCCUAGUAAUUUGAAAAGACACAUGAGAACACACACUGGAGAAAAACCCUUUUUAUGCUCAAUCUGUGGUAAAGGUUUUAUACAAAGUGGUUAUUUGAAAGCACACAUGAGAAUACACACUGGAGAAAAACCUUUUCUAUGUUCAAUCUGUGGUAAAGAUUUUACUCAAAGACCCCAUUUCAAAGCACACAUGAGAAUACACACUGGAGAAAAACCUUUUUCAUGUUCAAUCUGCGGUAAAGACCUUACUCGAAGAGACCAUUUCAAAGCACACAUGAGAUUACACACUGGAGAAAAACCUUUUUCCUGCUCAGAAUGUGGUAAAAGUUUUGUGAUAAAUCAAAGUUUAAAGGCACACAUGAGAAUACACACUGGAGAAAAACCUUUUUCCUGCUCAGAAUGUGGUAAAAGUUUUGUAAUAAAUCAAAGUUUAAAAGUGCACAUGAGAACACACACUGGAGAAAAACCUUUUAUAUGUUCAGUAUGUGGUAAAAGUUAUAAAGAAAGACAGCAAUUAAAAUCACACAUGAGAACGCACUCUGGUGAAAAACCAUACUCCUGUUCAAGCUGCAACAGAAGCUUUCGUCACCUAGACACUCUUACAGUACACAUGAGAACACACACAGGAGAGAAAGUGUUGAGUUGCAGUGUGUGUGGUGAAAGAUUCUCCUAUAAGUACCAGUGUAAGAAACACAAGUGUGCUGGUGAGAACAGCAGCAGCAAAUGAAGAUGCAGGAUUUGAAAUAAACUGUCAAAACUUUGUUAACUUUGACUUUCUAACAACAUCAGCACAUAUAACAUGUGUGACAACAUUGUUGUGUGUGUAACACAAUCUUGUUAUAAUUCUAACAUUUAUAGAUUAGACACUUCCGAUUAGUGCUAUUAUUUCAGUCAAGUACAUGAGUUAAUAUACACGUUUGUGUACUUUAAAAUGAACAGAACAAUUUGACUGAAAAGAUGAGAAUAAACAGUACAUAAAAUAUGUUACAUACAAUAAACAUUUUAAGUGUAGAUAUUCAUAAUUCACUUUUAUAUUUAUUCAUAAUAGUGUUUUAUAUAUGUUUUUUGAAUAAUGAAGUGUUACAUAUUUUAUUUUCUAAUUGUAGAUGAUUCCAUAGAUGAACUCCUUUAUAUGAUAUACAUAUUUGUUUUACAUGUGUUCAUACCUUUGCUUUUGAGUACACAUAAAUUAAUUAAAUUAAUUAAAGUACCAAUGAUUGUCACACACACACUAGAUGUGGUGAAAUUUGUCCUCUGCAUUUGACCCAUCCCCUUGGGGAGCAGUGGGCAGCAGCGGCGCCACGCCCGGGAAUCAUUUUGGUGAUUUGACCCCCAACUCCAACCCUUGUUGCUGAGUGCCAAGCAGGGAGGUUAUGGGUCCCAUUUUUAUAGUCUUUGGUAUGACUCGGCUGGGAUUUGAACUCCAACCUACCGAUCUCAGGGCGGACACUCUAAUCCCUCUCAGUUCAUAUUUACUGGUUCACAUCUGAAACAUCUUCUGGACCACUUCUGGAAGCAUAUUAUUAUUUACUUUAUACAUCAUUUGAACAUUUGUCUUUUAUACAAUUUUAAAAUGUGUGACUUUUUGAAUAAUUAGUUGGAUCUCUAUAAUCCAUUCUAUUAAUUGUCUUUAUUACUCUCCUGUGUAAUAUGAAUAUUGUUAUGUGAUUGUUUUAUAUGUAUGUCC
Molecule: messenger RNA, 2755 nt
Organism: Entelurus aequoreus (snake pipefish)
Lineage: Eukaryota; Metazoa; Chordata; Actinopteri; Syngnathiformes; Syngnathidae
Product: zinc finger protein 501-like
Exons: 2
Coding region: 425-1795 (456 amino acids)
Source: RefSeq, a predicted model, not a curated record